This is a messenger RNA of Triplophysa rosa, 4748 nucleotides long. Its product is annotated as transcription factor COE3. Bases 568 to 2340 code for a protein of 590 amino acids. Gene Ontology annotation, biological process: regulation of transcription by RNA polymerase II. Lineage: Eukaryota; Metazoa; Chordata; Actinopteri; Cypriniformes; Nemacheilidae. The record is from RefSeq and is a predicted model, not a curated record. Gene Ontology annotation, molecular function: DNA-binding transcription factor activity, RNA polymerase II-specific; RNA polymerase II cis-regulatory region sequence-specific DNA binding. The transcript has 16 exons.
AAGAGACGGGGAGGGAGGGAAUGAGAUUUCUUGCUACCCAAUCCCUCUUUUCCCCUGGGACAGCAAGCCUUCCCUGGUCCAUCCCUCCCUCUUGUUUGGUAAUCAUUUCAUUUUACUCCUUUUUGAAGCAGUCGCCCGUUUUAUCCCACUUUUCAUUUCACAAUCCCGUGCUCGUAUGUUCGCCUUCUUCUUCAGAGCAAGUUCGCGUUCUCCCCUCUUUCCACCCGCGACGAGAAGGUCUUCUUGAUCCCGGCUGAUCGUUGUCCUUUGAGAUGCUCCACAGCUCUUGCGCUUGCCUUCUCUCCACCCUCUUUUAACUAGAGACCGGUUAAUCUUGAGUGAACUGAACUUGGGUUUGGAAUCUAAAAUAAAGAGGAACACCCAAAGGGAUACGGUUACGCGUCUUUGGAUAAGGACCUCUAUCGCUUUCCCCAUUUGUUGCGCUUUGGGGAAGAUUUUUUCCCUUUCAGUUGGUUUUUGGUAAUCCAGGUGGCCUUGUUCUGAGAGUGCAGGAGGAUUAUUCCAUUCGAGCUGGUGUAGAGAGACAUCCCCCACAAGGCUAUUUUCAUGUUCUCCAUCCAGGACGGUCUCCCGCGGGGAGCCUUGACCAUGAAAGAAGAGCCCCUCACGAGCGGCAUGACGCCGGUACGCUCGUGGAUGCAGAGCGCGGGGAUACUAGAUGCCAACACAGCAGCGCAAAGCGGUGUGGGUUUGGCACGGGCCCACUAUGAAAAGCAGCCUCCCUCGAACCUGCGCAAGUCAAACUUCUUCCACUUUGUGCUGGCCCUGUAUGACCGGCAGGGACAGCCCGUGGAGAUCGAGAGAACCUCCUACGUGGACUUUGUGGAAAAGGACAAAGAAUACAAUGGUGAGAAAACCAACAACGGCAUCCACUACAGGUUACAGCUUCUCUACAGCAACGGUAUCAGAACAGAACAGGAUCUGUACGUUCGAUUAAUCGACUCAAUGACUAAACAGGCAAUCCUUUAUGAAGGCCAAGACAAAAAUCCAGAGAUGUGUCGCGUUCUUCUCACCCAUGAGAUCAUGUGCAGCCGGUGUUGUGACAAGAAAAGCUGCGGGAACCGAAACGAGACGCCAUCUGAUCCCGUCAUCAUCGACAGAUUUUUCCUGAAAUUCUUCUUAAAGUGUAAUCAGAACUGUUUGAAAAAUGCAGGGAACCCCAGAGACAUGAGGCGGUUUCAGGUGGUGGUUUCCACUACGGUGAAUGUAGAUGGUCAUGUCCUGGCAGUUUCAGAUAACAUGUUCGUCCACAACAACUCCAAACACGGGCGGAGGGCGAGACGCCUGGACCCCUCUGAAGCAGCCACUCCAUGCAUUAAAGCCAUCAGUCCCAGUGAAGGAUGGACGACUGGAGGGGCCACCGUCAUCAUCAUUGGCGACAACUUUUUCGACGGAUUACAGGUGGUCUUCGGCACAAUGCUGGUGUGGAGUGAGCUCAUCACACCUCACGCUAUCCGUGUGCAGACACCCCCUAGACACAUCCCUGGGGUCGUGGAGGUCACACUUUCCUACAAGUCCAAGCAAUUCUGCAAAGGAGCUCCUGGGCGCUUUGUCUACACAGCUCUGAAUGAACCCACCAUAGACUACGGCUUCCAGAGGUUACAAAAGGUCAUUCCUCGUCACCCCGGAGACCCGGAGAGGUUACCUAAGGAGGUACUGCUGAAGCGGGCCGCAGAUCUGGUGGAGGCGCUGUAUGGGAUGCCCCAUAACAAUCAGGAGAUCAUUCUGAAGCGUGCCGCAGACCUGACGGAGGCGCUGUACAGCGUGCCACGGAGCCAUAACCAGCUGCCCUCGCUGACGGGCUCCGGCGCUCACUCAGGCAUGAUGGGAGUCAACUCCUUCAGCAGCCAGCUCGCGGUCAACAUCUCUGAGGCAUCCCAGGGAGACCAAGGUUACUCUCGUAACUCAAACAGCGUGUCUCCUCGCGGCUACGUGCCGAGCUCCACACCCCAGCAGUCUAACUACAACACCAUCACCUCCACCAUGAACGGAUACGGAGCGGCCGGAAUGACCAACCUGGGCGUCCCCGGAUCCCCCAGCUUCCUCAACGGCUCCGCCGCCAACUCUCCAUACGCAAUCACCCCCUCCAGCCCCCUACUGGAACCUCAUGUCUACUCUUCGUCUUCAUCCAUCCCUCCCUCCAUUUCUCUGUCUGCGGGCCCUUUUUCAUUCUCUCCUGUCCAUAUGAUCUCUGCAGUCAAACAGAAGAGCGCCUUCGCGCCUGUCGUCCGGCCACAGACCUCCCCGCCCCCCACCUGCACCAGCACCAAUGGGAGCAGUCUACAGGCUAUGGCCGGCCUGAUUGUCCCUCCCAUGUGAAGAGGAACGACAGAUUUCUCUGGGCGUCCUCGAGCCCGUGACAAACUCACUGGCUCACCAAACCUGUCUGACACUCUUAUCAAACAUCACAGAUCCUCUGAAGAGAGCUACACCUGGACCGCUAAAAGCAAACAAAAAGGGGAAAAAUGUGCACCUGGCCUGAAAUUGUCCCAUGUCCUGGCUGUAAUGUCAAUAUAUUGUGUCACUUUUGCCCUCUACAAGUUCAUCCUUGGAGAUUCAGAGAACGCUGAAGCUGGGGUGACGUUUCGAGCAGGAAUCUUAAGAAGAUUUCAGAGGAGGAGGAAAUCCAGUCAAAGAUGAUUCGUUCCUGAAAUGUAAUGUCUUCAAGUUUUUUUCUUUCCUUUUUUUGUUUCUCGACCAUCAGAUGUGGGAACAAAUACAAAAUGAUCCCAGACAGAAAAGCCCCCACCAAGAUGAUAUUUAGCACUGAUCAGGAUUUUGGAUGUCAGUCCUUUUUAAACAUACUGUUUCCGUAGUUUCAAUGUAGUUCCAGGUGUGUGGAUAGGUAGAUUUAAGCCAGGAAUGCUUUCUGCAGUUUUAUCACAUUUAGGUACCAGACUUAUUGUUGAUCUUCUUAUCGUGCUCUUUUGUAUGUAUUUAUAAAGUUCGUUUCAGGAUUUCUUCGGUGAGUUAGGCCUGAAUAAUAGUAUCAAAUAUCUAUGUCAACACAUUUGAUGUCUUAAUACCUUUUAGAUAUUGUAAAAAGAGUGAAAAAUAAAAGGGAUUACACUUUUUUUGUAAAAACAAAAACGACAACAAAAAAUAAAUAAGUCUGAACCAGGACGCCUGUUUUUAAAGCAGGGUGCGAAGCUCCACAACUUUUGUAAAAAAUGACAUUUUUUUCUCCAAUCGUAUAUUUAAUGUUUUCUUUUUGCGAAAAGCAUUUGUGUUCUUGUUCCUCCUCUCGUCUCGUGCGUUUUUGUGAAACGUGUAUGAUCAUAGUUAUUUCCUUAUGCACUAUUUUUGUUGGGGCACUUACAAGAGCUAUGUAUCUUAGCGAGCGUAAGAAAUUAACGAAAAGAACAAAAAAAUAGAAAAAAACGUAUACAAAUAUGCACCGGUAUGUUUUCAGACUAUUACUUUUUGCUUUGGUCAUGAUACCUGACAUGGCUGAGAAUUGUUUAUCAUGUGAUUUUGUUGAUGUUUCUACAAUGUCUCCAUAAUAUUUCUCUGUCCUUGUGGGGUUUAUUUGACAUUAGAUAUUCAUUGGUUCACCGUGUAGCGUUGACUGGUGAAAAGUCAAAGUUCCUAUGCCGUCAUAUCUAGUGUGCUGAUAAAUAUACCACAUGAUAAAUGUGUCACAUGAGAUUUCCGAACCUGUUGGGAUUAUUUAAGUGGAGGAAUACUGCACAUGCGAUUCAUUUUGACGUGAGACCAUUCAUUGACGUCGGUGGUGGUAUUGUUGUUGUCGUUGCACACAUGCACAAUUUAUGCAAUCUGUAUUUAAAAUAAUGCAAGCAACUUGCUUAAUCCACACUCGUGUGGAACAGCUGUGAAAUUUUAUCAAGGGAGAUAUAAUGAUGCCUUAAAAUAAAAUGUGCUCCACCACUAAAUCAAAAACAAAAUCUUAAAGAUGCAUGUGAUAUGAUGCAUUUAAAUACUUUAGGGAUGACGUGGGAAGGAUAUUCUGUCAUUGGUUUACUGUCGUCUGACACUACAGCGCUAUAUACAUAGUUUUGUAGUCAUGUUUCGUUUUCUGUUUGUGACGCGACUAAAUAUCACCUACUGUGACCACUCGAAAAGAUGAAAUUUUAAUAUUCCCGCUAUGGUUUUACUUUCAUAAGGAUGUGUGUGUGCGUCUGUGAAAUUGUGGAAAACCUCCUUUAUUUCACAAGUGACCCAAUUACUUUACAUUCGUCCUGUCGGGGUUUCGACAGAAAUGGGGUAAAGGAAAUACAAUUUGACAGUGCCCGAUUGUACUGAAACAGCUGAAUUCAAUCUCAAAGUUCACAUGAAAACACACUUGUCAGAGACCCAGUUUGGCAUGAAAACACACACACACGCACACACACAGAGUUUUAUCCAUUCCCCCAUGCAUUGAGUUUUCUAAUAGCUUGUGAAAGGUUUUUGUCAUAGAUGUAGAAAGCUGUCUUCUGCUUCUUUCAUUUUUCUUCAAAAUCUGUUUUCUUUGGAAAUGUCGAACUCAAAGUGAAACGGGGAAAGGUACUGCAUCUUUGUGAAAUAUGAAAUAUUAUAUCAAAAUAUAUCAAAGCACAAUGUUUAAUUAAUGUCUUUAGGAUUCAGAUAGGGAGAUGUAUUCUACUUUCCGUUCUUCUCUGACCAUGCUGUAAAUAAAUGCAUGUUUUGCCUUCGUUUUCUUUUUCCUAUUUGGUUUUCCUGUGAUUCCGUGCUUUUUGUACAGAAACAGAAAAAUAAAGAUUACAUUU